Beta vulgaris subsp. vulgaris (sugar beet) is the source of this 1042-nucleotide messenger RNA. RefSeq names its product salt stress-induced hydrophobic peptide ESI3-like. The record is from RefSeq and is a predicted model, not a curated record. NCBI's taxonomy places the organism in Eukaryota, Viridiplantae, Streptophyta, Magnoliopsida, Caryophyllales, Amaranthaceae. The transcript is spliced from 2 exons. The coding region runs from base 774 to 938 and encodes 54 amino acids. Gene Ontology annotation, cellular component: membrane.
UCUUGUUUGCUUCGACUCAAUUAAUACCUAUAAUAUGCAAUCGUUAUAAUUUUAACUAAUAUAUAAUAUAAGAUAUUUAAAUUUAAAUAUGUUUAUUGAGAGACGCGCAUAGAGAAGUGAGAAAGAUAAAAAAAAACAGAGUGAUUAUUACUCAAGUACUUCUAUAAGGAGAAACUAUUGGCGCAUACCCGGUAUGGGCCAACAGUGUCCAUACCGGGGUAUGUUAGUAAUUUUGCCAGAAAAAGACAAAAAAAAGUUGACUUAAUGGCAAUUUAGAUAACUCUAAUCAUGUAAGAGAGAAAUUAGAUCAAUUAUUAUAUGAAUCAGAUCAACUACAAUGUGAAUCAGAUCAACUAUAAUGUGAAUCAGAUCAUGAAUGUAUGUAGGUAAAAACCCAAAAAAAAAAUUAAAAAAAAAAAUAAUAAAAAAGAAGAAAAAGUUAUAUUUAUUUACAACUUUCCACAGUAUUUACAAAUACCGGGUAUGCGCUUAUCAACGCUCCUUCUAUAAGUCUAUAUAAGUGUUAUACCCAAUCAAUUAAGCGGUUGGAUCAUUUUCUUUCAACGAUGUAAGAAGACUAUAUGGCAAUUUUUUGUCAACUAAUAUUCCAUGUCUUUCUAAUUUCAAACAUCAUCCCCUAUACUUUAGCAUAAGAUCCGUGAGAAAAGGAAUGUCAAAAGAAAAGCAAUACACACUAAUUGAAGAAAUGCAAUUGAUUAUAACUUUUUACAAUAACAUACACAUCUACAGAAAGGCUUCAUAAACAUAGGUGAAUGGGUCUUCAAACAGUCUUGGAGCUGGUGUUGUCAAUAUUUGUGCCACCGAUUGGAGUUUUUCUUCGCUAUGGAAUUAAAGUUGAAUUUUGGAUUUGUUUGGUGCUUACCUUGUGCGGAUAUCUUCCAGGAAUAGUAUAUGCAGUUUGUGUUUUAAUUUUGUAACUGUAAUCUAGUUUGUUCUACGGUCAUUAUUAUAUCUGUACAGCUUAUGGACACAUGCAUACGAUGAUUUUACUAUUGUUUUUUAUUUAAAUUAAUGAGUUACC